Messenger RNA from Dryobates pubescens (Downy woodpecker), 2049 nucleotides. RefSeq names its product CGG triplet repeat binding protein 1 (gene CGGBP1). Gene Ontology annotation, biological process: regulation of transcription by RNA polymerase II. The record is from RefSeq and is a predicted model, not a curated record. Gene Ontology annotation, molecular function: double-stranded DNA binding. Lineage: Eukaryota; Metazoa; Chordata; Aves; Piciformes; Picidae. The coding region runs from base 584 to 1087 and encodes 167 amino acids. The transcript has 4 exons. Gene Ontology annotation, cellular component: nucleus.
UUGGGCUAAACUGCCGUCCAUCUCUGCACGCUGGGCCAAGGGAAACCAAUCGCUGAGGGAUUCCUCCCAUUUGGCUGCUUUGCGGCGGCGGGUAUGAGGUGGGCGCGCGCGCGGCGGUUGCUAGGCGGGUUCCUAGUCCCGCCUACCGCGGACUCCAGGUCCGUCUGGCUGCGGCGCGGUAGCCGUCAGUGGAAGAGCGAGUCCGACCCACGGCGCAGAGACCCCCGGAGGAGCUGCGGCAGCCCCGCGGUGGCGCGGUGGGGGAAAACUGCGCGGCUGGAGCGGGACUUCGCGGGGUCACCAAGAGGUACCGUGCGCACGUCGUGGUUCUGUCUCCGGUGACUGUUCAGCCAAGGCGUGCUCAUCUGCCUUCCUCAGGACUCCCACCACUUUGGAAAAGCUUGCCUCAUUGGAAGGUGUAACUGGUGCCUGUCCUGGAUGCGCUGUCCUCAAGCACACCUUCCCCUGCAUUUGGGAACCCAGAAGGUAGUUCAGAGCAAGCGAAAGGCAUUCUGGACAGCAGGAACUCCAUUCCUUAGAGCUGGACAAGCUCAACUUAUGGUAAAGUUCACUGAAGGCAACAAUGGAACGAUUUGGAGUGAAGUCUGCUCCAUCACGUAACCGCUCGAAGACUGCUUUGUAUGUAACUCCUCAGGAUCGUGUAACUGAGUUUGGCAGCGAGCUGCAUGAAGAUGGAGGAAAACUUUUCUGUACUUCCUGCAAUGUGGUUCUGAAUCAUGUUCGCAAGUCUGCAAUCAAUGACCACCUCAAGUCUAAAACACACACAAAGCGAAAGGCAGAGUUUGAAGAACAGAAUGUCAGGAAGAAGCAAAGGACUCUGACUGCCUCCCUUCAAUGCAACAGUACUGCCCAGACAGAGAAAAACAGCGUCAUCCAGGACUUUGUGAAAAUGUGCCUGGAAGCUAAUAUUCCACUUGAGAAGGCGGAUCAUCCAUCUGUGCGAGCCUUCCUGUCCCGCUACGUCAAGAACGGUGGCUCAAUACCUAAGUCAGACCAGCUAAGGAAAGCAUACCUGCCUGAUGGGUAUGACAAUGAGAACCAACUCAUCAAUACUGAAGACGGUUGAGAAGAAAACUGUUAUCAUCAUUGUGAAGUUUUAUGUAUUGAUGGUGUGGUUUAUUUUUAUAUUCAUGCAUAUAUACAGUGUUACAUAUUGGGUUUACAGCUAUUUUGUAUUCUUGUAAAAAUGACAAUCGAUUUGUGAACUUAGUGGUAUGUCAUGGACUGUUGUUAACCCUGCUGUAGACUUCAGAGAUACGUUGUCAUAGAACUCACAAUGAAUGUAGGGAACAUACCAGGCAUACACCUUGUCUAUGUUCAGUCAAUCUGUAACUGACGCUAAGAAAAAGGCACUUCAGUAGAGGAUUUCACCUACUUAAAUGGUGCAUCUAAAUACACAAGGAAGACAACGCAAUAGGGAUUGUUAAUCUAGUCAGUGGAUAGCUUUGUCCAUUAUCCUGUCAAUGAGAAGAAGUGCUGCACAUUUGAAAUGCAAGAAUGGUUAGUUAAAAUACAACUGCUCUGUUGGGAGAGGAUUAUUACAAAUUCCUAUUCAAGUUUGGUUUACAUCCUAAAACGGGAAACCUUUUUUUUCUGUAAUACUCUUUUAUCCUGUUUGGUACAACUGUGGAUGUAUUAAUUUAUAACUUAAAUAGCCAAUACUGACCUCUGAACUCCACUGUUCUCAGGAAGGUAGGAGUUCUGCAGGUUUGUCAUGCAUGCUUUAAAGAAAAAAAAAGGUUCAUUGUCUUAGUUUAAAAUGUCCUCUUCGGUUUCAGUGCCAAUCUUUGGAAGUUGAGUAGACAAACCAGUUACUUGGGAGUGACUCGCAGUACAGCUACCGGCAAGCGGAACUUAUACUGGACCACGAUCUUAGUAGAGAGCAUGAAUGCCUUUUUCUUACUAGCAGGGCAAAGGAUGCUAAAUCUAAAUUGGGGUGAGGAAGGCACUGAAUUACAAAGUUGAAAAAGCUUUUAUAUGGUGCACAGAAGAAGAGCCUUCUCCAUCUUUCCUUGAAAGUCCUCUACA